This is a messenger RNA of Pogona vitticeps (central bearded dragon), 3073 nucleotides long. RefSeq names its product cilia and flagella associated protein 221 (gene CFAP221). Gene Ontology annotation, cellular component: 9+2 motile cilium. The record is from RefSeq and is a predicted model, not a curated record. NCBI's taxonomy places the organism in Eukaryota, Metazoa, Chordata, Lepidosauria, Squamata, Agamidae. Gene Ontology annotation, biological process: cilium movement; motile cilium assembly.
AUGCCCGCUUCCCUCGCAGCAACCACCGGCCAGGCCCGGGGCUGCGUGGAGAGACCUGCUGCGCCCCUGACAGGAAUGAACAUUUUGAUACAUAGAAAACCAAAUUUCUCCCAAUAGGAUGGAGGUGGUGAACACAAUCCAAUCUGAUUUCAGCAACACCAAAACAUCUUUUCAGAAAGGGCAGAUGCUCCUUUUGGACAGCCUGGUGGAGCAGCCUAAGAAAGGAACAGAUGUUCCCAAUCAUCUUCUAGAAUCCAAGAUUUAUACAAAGCUUUUAAGAAAUGAUGUCAUACAAGCUAAGCCUGCCAUCAUGCAUUACGGAGGAUAUGAAAUUGAAAAACAUCACCAGCAAAUCUUGAAGCUUGUGAAUAUUUCUGCAGAUGUUAUAAACAUCCAUAUUAUUCCACCAGAAACAAAAUACUUUGAGAUCAAAUAUAACAAAACACACCGACUUGUACCUGGGUUGUCUUUUACAAUUACCGUUGAUUUUUGCCCUGAUGAAUGGCGAUACUAUUAUGAUUGCAUUCGAAUCCAUUGUCAGGAGGACGACACAUUGUUGGUUCCCCUGCAUGCCUAUCCUGUGAUGAAUGCUGUGGAGUUUCCGUCCUACAUUAGUUUGUCUGAUGUUCCCCUGGGACAAAGUAAGGAGUAUGUGAUCCCUCUACAGUGCAGCUGUCCCAUCGAUUUUGAGUUCCAUGUUGAGUAUCUUCAGCCUCACAAAGCCUUUACAGUUCAUCCAACAUCUGGAAUAAUUCCAGCCAAUGGGAGAGCAGAAGUGGUAAUUAAAUUCACACCGUUCAAAUACGGGACAGCCCAGAUGAAAAUCCAGUUGUGGAUUUCUCAGUUUAACUCAAAACCAUAUGCAUGUGCAUUCACAGGAACAUCAACGCCACAGCCAAGUUUAAUGAAAGCAGAUUUUGAGAAGCAAGAAAAAAUUUUGCAGAGCACACCAAAGUUUGUGGAAAGAGAUGUGGCGCGUUUGCCACAGAAGACAGUAUCACCAAAGGAGAAGCGGCACAACGUCCUUCCAAAAGUGCAAGCCAUCGAAUAUAAAAGCUUGCAGUUCCCGGCCGAUUUGUCAAAUCCUUACGCUGUAGCAACUGUUUUGAUUCAGGAGCCUGGCAAAUUAAAGAUUAAACACUUGAGAGAAGUUCUCGGAGGACAAGGCGAUGGAGGAACUCAAACAAGGCAGGUGAGAGAAGCCGUCUUUGAACUGAAAGUCAAACAGGAAAUGCAAGAAGAGCUAAACAAUCAACUGAAAUGGCAAGUUCAUCUGGGCAAAGAGCCAAUGACGCCAGCUUUCCAGAAGCAGGUUUUUGAUGACCGACAGAGAGAAGAAGAAAUGUACAGGAUUAAAAGAGGAGUUCCCAUGGUGGAGAAGGAGUUUCAGAGGAAAUGUGUUGAAAUUUCUCUCAAGCGUAUCAUCCGAGAUGUCAGUGAGGCCCCCAACUUCCAGCCGACAUUUGACCUCCUGCUUAAUAACCCUUGGCGCCACAGGCAUUUGACUUUGCGAAGAUUUCAACAAGCUGCACGAAAGGUCCUCCUUCAGUGCCGGCUAGACCGUGUGAUAAAUAGGCUACAUGAAGUAUUUAAGGGUAUGAAGGAUAAAGAAUUGGAGGAGGCAUUUAUAUCAGAAUGCAGCAGCUUCAAAACAAUCAGCACAGCAGCCAUGGGUGAAGAGAAGAAAGUAUCUUUUUUACUGACUGGAAAUCGCAUAUUGCCUUCUGAAUUCCCCACAUACAAUCCACCUCGAUGGGCUGAUGAUCUGGCACCAGAGGUUCUUGGCAUCGUUCCUAUCCAGUCUGCAAAAGUUAAGAUCAAACAGCUUCACCACUUCUAUGAACUAAAGGUCCCUCAGCAUUUUAGCCUCAUGGGAUAUCAACCAUUCUGUACACACCAUGCAGCAACCAGUUACAAAGUUCCAAAAUACUCUCAAACUCUGAGGACAGGAGCAGAGGAAGAACUAAUUCCAGUAAUACCUGCUUCAGAAGAAAAGCUGCCUCCCGACUUGACUACGCAAGAGGAUGGACUUACAACCUCCCUGUUAAACCUUAAAGCUCCCGAAGCUUUAUUACAUCCUCCAAGCCACCAUCCUCUCCAAGUUUUUAAUCCUAGUCCAGGAUUGCAUGAAUUCAAGGCACCCUUCUCUUAUACAGAAAGCAGCAUUGAAUAUCAUAUUUGCCCAUUUCCGAAGUAUGCCCUUACCAGGAAAUAUCCACUAAAAUCCAGUAUUCCAGCCAUGCAAAAGAAUUUUUUCGAUCACGGGGAAGUGAUUCAUGGAGUAACUAACUGGAAAAAAUUCCCAGCGGUUAUCAAUUCAACUUUACCUAAUGUACCAGCUCUGACUGGCCCACCAGUACCAUUCUGCACUGAUCCCUAUAAUGAAGACAUGAUUCCAAAAUCUGGACCUCCAGUUCUGGAUGGCUUAUCAGAGCAAGACAAGGAAAAUGUCAUCGAUGAAGAGACAGAAGGAGAGGCUGCUAUUUUACUUACACCAGAGAUGACAAGAGCUGAAUUUCCACAGAUUGACCUUGCAGCAGAUGACAGCAAAACCAAAUUACAAAAAGAGGGAAGUGACAUAAAUGUGGAACCUAAAGUUGCUUCCUGUAUGUCUCUGAAUACUGCAGUACCUGUCUCCCGAGAUGUAAGGGACGUUGUGGAUUGGUAUGUUCAAACACAGAGUAAUAUAUUUGGGAAAAGGAUUCAAGAAAGUAUGGAGAAACUGAAAGAAAAGGCAAUUAGAAAGGACCUGGUUUUAGACUAACUACUCUCUCUGUGGAAUAGUCUGAGUUUGGGAGAAUCUAUUUUCAUGUGUCAAAUUUUCUACAUUUUUAUAUACCAUAAUUUAUUUUGAAAAUACAAGUCAUAUAUUAUUACAAAAAGUGAGUACACAAAUCAGAUAUUCUUUUAAAUGAAACAUGCUAUGUUGGCAUUUCUCCUUGGUAAUGCUUUUUUAUACGUCAGAAGAUGGAUUAUGAGCACAUGAACAGUUUUCUGGUGCUUCACUUACUAGCACAGAGAAGGACUGAAAGAAAUUAUAAAUAAAUAAAUAAAUAUCAAUAGCUGAGUAUCA